Molecule: messenger RNA, 615 nt
Organism: Topomyia yanbarensis
Lineage: Eukaryota; Metazoa; Arthropoda; Insecta; Diptera; Culicidae
Gene: ODA-Dnal1
Product: dynein axonemal light chain 1
Exons: 2
Coding region: 1-615 (204 amino acids)
Cellular component (GO): cytoplasm
Molecular function (GO): protein kinase binding
Source: RefSeq, a predicted model, not a curated record
AUGAACACGAAAGCAACAACGAUCAAGGAAGCCCUCAAACGGCUGGAAGACCGUACCAAGACCAACUCAUGCGACGACCGAGAAAUCGAUUUGUGUUUUCAAUGGCCACCGAUAGAAAAGAUGGACACUACACUAUCAGCGCUGGUUGCAUGCGAAAAACUGUCCCUGUCGACAAACAUGAUCGACAAAAUUUUCGGUCUGAGCGGGAUGAAAAAUCUUCGGGUUCUCUCGUUGGGUAGAAACUACAUCAAAGCUAUAUCCGGUUUGGAAGGAGUCAGUGAUACUUUGGAGGAGCUUUGGCUUAGCUACAAUUUGGUUGAAAAGUUGAAGGGAAUCAGCGUGCUGAAGAAGCUGAAAGUGCUGUACAUGAGCAACAAUCUGGUCAAGGAUUGGGUUGAGUUCAAUCGACUAGCCGAUCUACCAGUGUUGGAAGAUUUACUCUUCGCCGGGAAUCCUCUGGUUGAGACAAUGGAGGAAAGCGUUUGGCGUGCAGAAGCUAGCAAGAGACUGCUUUCAUUGAGGAAGCUGGACGGAGAGACAGUCAUCAGAGAGGAAAGCGAAAGCCAACAGCAGCAGCAGCAACAGCAAGCACCAGGACAGGCAGAGAAAGUUUAG